AUGAAGCGCAGCCAAAUGCUCAAAGACACGGUGAAAAAAAGCAAAAUUCCAACGGAUGUCUACAGAAAGCAACAGAAGAAGAAAGAGAGAAAAAAAAAAACACAGGAGUGGUCCGAACAGCUGGAAAAACUUGUGAGCACAAAGAACCCACAUAUCGUCAAGGAAAAGUUAGAUGCUCUGAGGAUAAGGGAGCAGCAGGGGAAACUCCUUCAUGUGGAAAAAAAAAAACUCAAGCAGUAUGAAACUUUGUGGAAUUUGAUAAAGGAAAAGGUGAAAGAUGGGAGCUACUUCUACAGUAACAAUGGGGUGGUGUUUAGCAUAAGUGGAAAGCACGGGGAAGGCGCUGCAGGAAGCGGUGAUGAUGUAGACGCCGGUAACGCUGCACCUAACGUUGUUGGUGAAGACAACUUCUCUCGUGAAGACAACUUUUCUGGGGAUAAUCGCCAGGAUGGGGCACCUGGCGGCGAAAGCGACUACGCCAGCUCAGAUAUCGAAGUGAGUUCAGAGUCAUCCGAUGAGAAUGAUGGCUCAAGCAGCGUGCGAAGUAGUGACGUAAACGGAUGGCAGGGUGAUGAUUUAAUAACAGCUUCAGGGGGGGAAGACCAGGAGGAGGACUUCUUCCUGGACUCCCUACCCUCCCUGCCAAAAGGACUACCCGAUGAAUUUAUCAUACCGAACAUGAAUGCAUACUCGAAUGAGGGUUAUUAUCCCAAUGCUAAUGUAAAUAACUACCCGAGUGCAAACAGAUACGCAAGUUACAAGCCACCUGUCCAGUUUAACGCCACAGGCAUGGGCAGUGGGUGUCAUCCGUACAACAAUAAUGGGUACUAUGGUGGAUAUCCAAAUGGCCUAAAUUUUUAUUUCGGCACUGGGUACCCUGCCCAGUAUGUAUAUCCGAUCGGGAGCAAAAGUUGCCUUGAUAGGCAAGGUAAGAAAGAAGAAGCCAUUCCAACAGAUGAUGGGCAGAAACAGGGGAACAGCGAAAAUUGCAGCAAGGACAACCUUCCCCGCCCUGGUGAAGACAAAAUGGAUCCGACUUCUUCAAAAUUGAGUAGUAACGUAUUUAACGUUUCGAGCAAUGCAGAGGAGUUUUCCCCCGAGGGAGAUCCUACUUUAGCCAUUGCUGGAACAGAGGAUGUCAACGCUUCCAAGGACGCCCAUGGGGAUUGCCCUGCGAUUUGUGUUAACCCUAACCAAAAUGAAGGAGAGAAAAAUUCUGCCCAUGACGGUGCGGGAAGCCACCUGAGUGUUGCCGAGAUUGAUUGCAAAGCAUCAAACGAAAAAGAUGACACAGCACCAUCGUCUCCAUCAAUCGUUCCCUACAGUGGCUACCCGAACAAUGACACGCACAACCCCUUUAUCGCUCCCAGUUAUGGUAGCAACUACUACUACAAUUACGCGCACAUCUCUGGCAAUUUUAAUAGGGGCCAAAUGAAUCGAGGCAAUUGUUUCAUCCCCACAAAUAACAACAUGACGAUGUGGGGCGUUCCUAAUUUAAGGGGGGGAUGCGGGUAUGUUGCUCCUUCAAGGAACUACAGAGAUAGGGGAAAGAGGCAUAGCAACCCUAAUAGGGGUAGGGGGGGGAAUCCCGCAUCAAAGAAGGCUCGAAUGGGGGCUAGCGGGGCAGACUAUGGCUUCCCAGUGAGUCAUCCAGAUGAGUAUGAUCAGAGUAGGCGUGGGGGCAAUGCCCACCUAAGUGGUUAUGCUGAACGUGGUCGGGGGGAAAGGCGGCCUUAUCCACGGCAGCGAAAUCAAGAGGACCGGACGACGGAACCGCACCAUCGACAAGAAGAGGACCCACAGCCAACCGCGCAGUAUUUCGUGCCCAUCAAUUUAAGACUAAAGAACAAACUAAACGAUCUGUGCGAAACAAAAAUUAACGAAGUUAAGAAGGAAAGGAAUGUUAGCCACAAAAAUAUUAACAUAGACGUAGAAUACAGUAAGUUCAUAAAAGAGGUAGAUUUGGGAUAG
Molecule: messenger RNA, 1971 nt
Organism: Plasmodium inui San Antonio 1
Lineage: Eukaryota; Apicomplexa; Aconoidasida; Haemosporida; Plasmodiidae
Exons: 1
Coding region: 1-1971 (656 amino acids)
Biological process (GO): RNA processing
Source: RefSeq, a predicted model, not a curated record